AUGACAUCUAGGAGUCGCCGAUUAACUGAAUCUGAGAUUCAGAAGUUUAUAGAUGAACUUGAUGACAGUGAAAUUGAUGGUUGCGAAGAUGAUUCUUUAAUUUCCACUGAUGAUUCAUUAGAACUUACAUCAGAAUCUGAAACGUCGGAAGAAGAGGAUGCUUCGGAUAUCGAAUUUAUUCAACCAAGAAUAAAUGGAGCAGUUUCUUUAGAUCUUUCUCAUGUUGAAAAUAACAACACCAGCAAUAUUGUAGUAACUGGUGGUAAUAUAGCUGAAUUGCAACCACUGCAAAAUCGUCUUUGUAAGACCAAUCAAUCUAAUAAUGAUAAUGGUAAUAGCAAUAUUUUUAUAUGGGAUGACAUUCCUAGACAACAAAAAGAAUUUCCAUUUUCUGCAAUCAAUAAAGUGAAUAAAGUUCCUGAGAAGCAUGAUUGUCCACUUGCAGUACUGAAGACAUUUUUAACAGAUGAUAUUAUCAACAAUAUUGUCCAAUACACAAAUAGGUAUGUCCAGCUUGCUAAAUUAACUCCAAAAAUAAUGCAAAGAAUGGAAACAAAAAAAAUAAGUUGCUUCAACUUAUGGGUUGAUUUGACAUUUGAUGAACUUUGGGUAUACAUUGCAAUAAUAUCUCUAAUGGGAAUAGUAAACAAGCCUAAUUAUCAUAUGUUUUGGACUAAAGACCAUAUAUUUUCUACACCUAUUUUUUCCAGACUCAUGCGUCGUGAUCGAUUUGAGUCCAUUCGUAAAAUGAUGCAUUUUACAGAUCCUGGAAAUGAAAAUCAUGAUGAUAGUUUGUGUAAGCUUAGGUCUUUGAUAGAUAGUUUAUCAAAAUGUUUUUCUGAAAAUUAUACUCCUGAGCAAAAUGUCUCAGUAGAUGAGUAUCUUUCCCUUUGGAAAGGUCGUUUGAAGUUCCGUGUUUUUAUCCCAACUAAGCGUGAACGCUACGGAAUCAAAUUAUACAUGUGUUGUGAAAGUAAGACUGGUUAUUUGUAUAGCUUUAUAAUAUAUACUGGUUCAGAUACAGACUAUCCUGCACCCAGUAACAUUACAUUUCCAAAAGCAUUUGAUGAGUAUGCAAGUUACUCAAAAGUAGUAUUAUCAUUAAUAGAUGGACUGUACAAACAAGGUUACUGUGUAACGAUAGAUAAUUUUUACACUUCACCUGAACUUUUGAUGGCCCUAUUUUAUAACCAAACGGAUUGUUUUGGCACACUGCGUCGAAAAAAAGGACUUCCUAGGGACUUCUGGAAUUGGAAGCCUUCUAAAGGCAUAGGUCAACCAGUUUUGAAAAUGUUUUGUGCCGAAAAAAUUAUGAUAAUGAGAUGGAAUGAUCCUUACAAAACCAAAUCAACAAAAAUUGUUUCAAUAAUGUCAACAAAACAUACUGGUCAGUUAGUUGAAACUGGAAAAGUUCACUUCUCUUUGAAAAGUCCCAUUAUAAAACCAGAUGUUGUAUUAGAAUACAAUAAAACAUUGGGUGGUGUAGAUACCUUGAGCCGUGUUAUAAGUCUUGAAAAAGCACAUCAAAAUUUAAAACAAGCAGAGUUAAACACCUCAUCUCUUGACUCAGAUUGA
Messenger RNA from Hydra vulgaris (swiftwater hydra), 1575 nucleotides. RefSeq names its product piggyBac transposable element-derived protein 4. The record is from RefSeq and is a predicted model, not a curated record. NCBI's taxonomy places the organism in Eukaryota, Metazoa, Cnidaria, Hydrozoa, Anthoathecata, Hydridae.